GGAAGUGGUGGUUACUAAGGCGACGCCGAGACGCCCAGUCUGGGGAGCACAACCUCGGAUCCUACUAUCGCGGGUGGCGGCUCCCUUGGUGUCUUAGGACUUCGGCUUGCCACCUGAAUCUCCAGACAGAGGUCGUGAGGGACCGGUCUCCCCAUUCUCAGGCGUUCCCAGGGCUCCCGCGUUUCCCGCUUUUCAGAGUUUCAUAGAAGUUCUCUGUCCCACCUUCUGUGAUGUCGUCCUCCAAAAAAAAUCAGACCCAGAAGAUGAGGCUGCCUACAUUUACACGAAAGGGACCACUGGAGGUGCCAUCCCCAUCAGAGAAGGACUGGUCUAAGGAUAGCAUAGAGGAUUAUGUUAUCAAGGACCUAGAUCCGGGGGUGGAUUCCCUGCCUCAGCCUUAUCGAAUGAUCAAUAAGCUGGUGAAUCUUCUGUUUGACUGGGCAUGGCAACUUAUUGAAGAGAGGGACAUGUUGAAGGAAUCUGAGAGCGAUUGCAUCCAGCUUACUGUCCACCCUCCACUGAAAGAAAUUCAGCUAAACAAAAUACCCAAUUGUAUGGCUAUUGCUCAAGAUUAUGUAUUUAUUGGAGUAGCCAAAGGAUUCUUUAUCUAUAAUUUGUGCAACUCUAAACGAAUAUGUGCUUGGGAGAAACUGAAGGUUGAUGUCACCUCCAUCUGGGCCAUGGAUUUAGGGAGUGAAAUACUCUUUGCUCCCCUGGAUGAAAUGGGUAUCAUUAGACUGUUUUACUUUUAUAAGGAUGGUCUUUUCCUAAUCAAAGCCAUCAAUGAAGUGGAUGAUACCAGCAAGCAAAGCACCUGUGUAAAGAUGGCGAUCUCUCAGGGUGGGGACUUUGCAGCCUUCCUCUUACAAGGAGCUGGAGAUGUUUGGCUGGAUGUGUAUAAAUUGCCCAAGGAGUCUUGGCUCAAGGAAGUGGAGCACCCCCAAGUCACUUUAAAUGCAAAGAAGAAAGCCAGACAGCUGCAACCGAACACUGUUGAUCCCACUACCACAGAUAACUUAGAAAUGGAUAUGAACAUUUGUUUUAGAGGUGACAUUAAGUUGAGUGUUCCAAGUCCCAUAAUGAAGAUCAAACCACCUAAACCUAUAACAGGAACCACAUUUAAAAGUCCCCUGGAAGUCUUUGCAAAGAUAGAAGAUUGUUAUGGGCUGGGCUCUGGGCAGAAUCACUUCAUCAAGGAGAGUCAGUGGGAACGCCAAGCAGAAAUCUUCCAGGCCUCCUACAGGAAGUUCCUGGAUGGGGAGUGGGAGGAGGAACCACUCAGUAUGGCCACAUUCCAUUUCCUCCUUCCUAGCUGCCUCGUUUCAAUGCCAGCGGAAGCCAAGAGCCCUUCUGGAGUAGCCUGUAUCCUUGGCAUCCACUGGACUGGAAGUCACAACUUCUUCCUCUAUUCACUCAACAGAACUCUGAAGGAUAAAGCUGACCCUGAGGGCGUGUGGCCCUGUGCUGCGCCCAUUGCAGUCUCUCAGCUCAGCUGCUCCUCUUCCUACCUGGUGCUGGCCUGUGAGGAUGGUGUGCUCACCCUGUGGGACCUGGCUGAAGGAUUCCCUCUUGGGGUCAUUGCUCUUCCUGAAGGAUGUAUCUGCCAAAGUAUUCACUUCCUAAAAUACUUCUUGGUCCACAAAAGACGGAACAUGUUUCCUGAGGGACCAGUGAAAUCCCAGAUGCAAUGUGUAGUGCUGUGCACAGAUGCUUCCCUUUAUCUAGUGGCUGCCAGUGGGACCCAAGGACCCACCAUCAGUAUGCUUGUUGAGAGACCCAUAAAGCAUCUGGAUAAAGCCAUCUGUGCAGUGGCCCCAGUCCCAACCUUACCUGGCAUGGUGCUGAUCUUUUCCAAGAAUGGCUCUGUGAACCUCAUGGAUAUAGCCAAGGCUGAAGUCAUCUGUGCCUUUGCUCCCCCCAGAUCCUACCAUCUGGAGGUGCCCUGGGAGCCGUUAUUUGUUGUGUCUUCACACCAUCCGUGUUUCCUGCUCCACGGGGGCUGUCCAGAUGAAACUGAUGCCACCAAAGACAAUGCCAACGACAUUUGGAAUUCUGUGUUCUGUUUCGAUUUUGAGGACUACCCACUCCUGGAAAAUAUCUCCAAAAACUGCACCGUUCCUCUAAGGGACUUGAGAGAUAACAAGGUGUUCCCCUGGGUGUUGCCAUUGGAGGAAAGAUGCCAGUGUUUUCUCCAGAAGAGCUUCCAGAGACUGAAGAAAAACCAGGAGAAAGGGCACAAUGAGCUGUGGGUCCGGUUUCGGAAGUACUCCAUGAUUCUCCAGAAAGAGAAUGUCAAGAAGUUUUGCCCGGGGACUCUCUGAAGAGGCUUCAACCUAGGCAGCAUCUCCCCAGAAUGCCCUGAGGUAAGAGGACACAGUGACAAAAAGCCACAACUCAAGGGCUCUGGACUUGUGGUCUGGGACCUCCCCAGGGCUGGCAAGGGAAAGGCAAAUUUUGGGGACCUUUGAACACUAAGCUUCUUGUCAGUGCCCUCCAGUGGUCAGAUGUGCCACCCAAAUAAACAGUGAUAGUGUUUCCAGCCUCUAAGUUGCUGGACUGUGUGUGUCCCAUCAUUCCCACCUGGCCCAGACUCCAGCAGGGCCCAGCUAGUGGCCCUCCCAGGCCUGGAAAGCUACUUUCCUCAAAUGACCGAGAUGCCCAGAAGCUACUGUGUGGCCCUUUCCAGCCACUUUUUCAUCUCUAUGUGGGCUCCUAACCUUUACAGAACCGCUUUGAAGGACUGACUUAUGGCCUAGUGGUAGGAGCACUUAGCAGGCUCCAGGCCCUGGGUUAAUCUGGAGCUUAAGGAAAUGUCUGCCUCUCUGAGGACACCGUGUGGUUCCUUUGAGCACUGCAGGAGGUUGUUACAGCCUGGCCCUGGGGUCUCACCCAGCCUCACCCAUGAUGAUAAACUGCUCCAGAAAAUUGACUGCAUGCAGGAUUUGUGUCGGCUGCUUCCUUUGUGCCUCUACUCACUCAUUCCCUGGGUCACACACCAUGCCCCUUGCUGGCACAACAUCUCUUAUGGUGCUAACAUUGACUGGCUUAAUGUCCCC
Molecule: messenger RNA, 3056 nt
Organism: Sciurus carolinensis (gray squirrel)
Lineage: Eukaryota; Metazoa; Chordata; Mammalia; Rodentia; Sciuridae
Gene: Wdr93
Product: WD repeat domain 93
Exons: 17
Coding region: 231-2321 (696 amino acids)
Biological process (GO): electron transport chain
Molecular function (GO): protein binding
Source: RefSeq, a predicted model, not a curated record